AUGGACGACGAAGCGCUCGACGCCACGGAGCUCAGCUCCGGAUCGGUCUCACCGCCGCCCGAGCGUUCGACUUCAAGCUCGAGGUUCUCCUCCGCCAACACCGACAUCCCGUUGCGCUUCCGCCGCUACGAGGGCAAAUUCGAGAACCAACGAGGCCAAUCGCUCUUCUACUUCGCGCUCUUCCCGCCCGAGAAGAUGCCCAUGCGCGGAGUCGUGCUGUACAUCCACGGCAGCAGCAGCCACUGCCGCCGCCACAUCGAGCUGUACAAGGAGCUCUGCAAAGCUGGCUUCGGCGUCAUCUCGUACGACAUGGUAAACCACGGCGCCAGUGACCUGGACGAGCACAAGACGCGCGCGCACAUCAGCGACUUCCGGUAUCUCGUCGACGACACCAACGCCUUCGUCACGUACGCCAAGCGCUCCAUCUACACGGACGCGCUUCGGUACUGGCGGAAACACCACUACCCUCGACACCCGCACGGCGAGAGCGCCAGCAUUGUUGCGCUGCCCGAGCCGCCGCUUAUCAUCGCUGGAUCGUCUCUCGGGUCGCUGGUGGGCAUCCACACUGUCCUCACUGCUCAACACAAAUUCCACGCCGCUGUCUUGGCAGCGCCGACGAUCGGCGUGACCUGGAACCCGCUGCUGUACGCUGAGUCGUUGCUACCCCUCGCCAUGUUCAUCCCAAAGGCGCGGAUCGUGCCCGCUGUCAGCCACGACCUGUUCUGUCGGGACCCGGCGUUCCUUGAGGCGUUCAAGAACGACCCGUUGACUUGCACAGCAAAGAUGACGGUACGAAGUGGGACGGAAGCACUGAACGCCAUCAAGCGCCUUCAGAAGGACACGCGCGUGACGCAGCCCGACAGCGCGUUUUGUGCCAUCCCGAUGCUGUUCAUCGCUGGGUCGAACGACGGCGUGUCCGAUCAGCAGGCCGCCAUCCGCUUCUUCGCAUCGAUCGGCAACCAGGACAAGGAGUUUAAGCUAAUCGAGGGCGGAUUCCACUUUGUGUUCGAGGAUACUCAGAAGGAGGCUGCGAUCGAGCACCUCUUGCAGUGGCUUCGAGCGAGGUUCCCACUUGAGACCCGCAACAGAUAG
Phytophthora sojae is the source of this 1092-nucleotide messenger RNA. RefSeq lists its product as hypothetical. The transcript has a single exon. Gene Ontology annotation, cellular component: membrane. Gene Ontology annotation, molecular function: lipase activity. The coding region runs from base 1 to 1092 and encodes 363 amino acids. NCBI's taxonomy places the organism in Eukaryota, Oomycota, Peronosporomycetes, Peronosporales, Peronosporaceae. The record is from RefSeq and is a predicted model, not a curated record.